Molecule: messenger RNA, 2539 nt
Organism: Cuculus canorus (common cuckoo)
Lineage: Eukaryota; Metazoa; Chordata; Aves; Cuculiformes; Cuculidae
Product: cytochrome P450 2D17
Exons: 9
Coding region: 204-1727 (507 amino acids)
Biological process (GO): arachidonate metabolic process; xenobiotic metabolic process
Cellular component (GO): intracellular membrane-bounded organelle; cytoplasm
Molecular function (GO): iron ion binding; heme binding; oxidoreductase activity, acting on paired donors, with incorporation or reduction of molecular oxygen, reduced flavin or flavoprotein as one donor, and incorporation of one atom of oxygen
Source: RefSeq, a predicted model, not a curated record
GUGCACAUUCACAGGCUGGCUACUGCAAGGAGAGAGAAACAGGGAGACAGAAGAGAGUGUGGGAAAGAGGAGAAAGCAAGAAAAAGAGGGGGCAACUGCCUGGAGAAAGGAGUGAAAGAGGAGAGGGAAAGGAAAGGGAGAGGAGAAGGCAAAAGGAAGCAGAAACAGUCUCCGAUCAAAAAAAGGAAGACCAAGAAAUAGAAAUGUCAUUGCUCCUGUGGCUGGGGUCCCAGCUGUCACCCAGCUGGAGCAACAUCUCCGUACUGGGAGUUUUCUUUACAGUCUUUACUUUACUUCUUGACUUCAUGAAGCGCAGGAGGCAGUGGAGCCGUUACCCCCCCGGCCCAGUGUCGCUGCCAUUCAUUGGGACCAUGCUAUAUGUGGACUUCCAAAACCCCCUCCUCUCCUUUAAGCAGCUUCGUGAGAAGUUUGGAAAUGUCUUCAGCCUCCAGAACUGCUGGAGCAACCUGGUAGUACUGAAUGGGUAUAAAUCAGUGAAGGAAGCCCUGGUCCACAAAUCAGAGGACAUUGCUGACCGGCCAUACUUUGCAAUGUAUGAACAUUUGGGCUACGGAGUCAAGUCUGAAGGGAUUGUUUUCGCAAGAUAUGGGCGCGCCUGGAAGGAGCUAAGGAAAUUCACGUUCUCUACGUUGAGGAACUUUGGGAUGGGAAAGAAACCCUUGGAGGAGCGAUUGGUGGAGGAAGCGAGAUUUCUGUGCUCUGCAGUGAAUGAUGAAGAAGGUCGCCCUUUUGAUAUACAUUGUGCUGUAAAUAAUGCAGUCUGCAACGUGAUCUGCACCAUUGUCUAUGGAGAGCGUUUUAACUACGGUGAUGAGGCAUUCAAGAAGCUGUUAAAAUUGUUUCAAGAUGCCCUGAAAGAAGAUUCUGGAUUCCUGCCUCAGCUUCUUAACGUGGUGCCCAUUCUGUCACGCAUCCCAGGACUGUCACAGAAAGUCUUUCAAGCGCAAAAGGGGGUAAUGGACUUCGUAGAUGUGCUCAUAAAAAAGCAUAUGGAGACUUGGAACCCUGCUCACAUCCGAGAUUUCACUGAUGCGUUUUUAAAGGAAAUGGAGAAGGGUAAGGAGGCUGAAGAGAAUGGUUUCCACUUCAACAACCUUCGUCUGGUGACUGCAGAUUUGUUUACAGCUGGUUCUGAGACUACCUCCACCACUCUCCGGUGGGCAUUUCUGUACAUGCUUCUCUACCCUGAAGUACAGAGUAAGGUCCAUGCAGAGAUUGACAAGGUGAUUGGCAGAGACAGAUCACCCACCAUGGAGGACCAAGGGAGCAUGCCCUACACAAAUGCUGUGAUCCAUGAGGUGCAACGCUGCGGGGAUGUCGUUCCUAUUGGACUACCUCACAUGACAUAUCGGGACACCGAGUUGCAAGGCUUCUUCAUUCCGAAGGGGACAACAGUCAUCACAAAUUUGUCUUCCGUGCUGAAGGAUGAGUCAGUCUGGGAGAAGCCAAAUGAGUUUUACCCCGAACACUUUCUAGAUGCGGACGGACGAUUUGUGAAACCAGAUGCCUUCCUGCCUUUCUCAGCAGGUCGCCGUGUCUGCCUGGGAGAACAGCUGGCUAGGAUGGAGCUCUUUAUUUUCUUUACCACUCUCAUGCAGAAAUUCACCUUUGUGCUCCCUGAGGACCAGCCCCGGCCACGGAUAGAUAGUCACUUUUCCUUCUUAAACACCCCGCACCCAUACCAGCUGAAAGCUGUCCCAAGAUAAGUGCACACCGCUUUCCUUUAGCUCAGAGGCCACCACCAAAGCAAAUUCUGUCAGAAAUGUUGCAGGUCUAGACUGGAUCCUGCCAGGUUCUACUCCAGACCUCUCAAGUCUGUGCAGAUGUUCCCAGUAAGGAUUUGACACAAUACACAGUUUAGCUUAAUUCCAGUCCUAGAUCUUGAAUCAAACAGUCCCAGCAAGUUAAAAAUGAUGCUCAAGUUUGCAAGACCUAAUUAGCCAGCUCUGCUGUACUUUGGGCUCUCACUGGUCACAGAGCAGUUCACUGAGCACACGGUUACUGAAUGAAUUAUUAGCCAUGAACUAGUUUACAGAAAUACAAGACUAUCCUGAGGUCUUGUCUAUUCUAGGAGCGAAAAAGAACUUGGAAAAAAACUGUAAGUACUCCUGACCAGCUCCCUUCCCUGUUAGCCCCACUGCAUAUCCAGCCUCUCUGCCUUCCCUGCAGUGCCGUCCCACAGCAUCAUGUGCCUCUGCCUGGUGCUCACGGCAGUCCAGCUCUGGCUUGGUUCCUGCAAAAACAAUCCACUGCCCAUCAGCUGAUUCGGCUUGAGCUGUUGGUGGGCAGGAAGAGAGCUUCAGCUCCGACGACAAGGUGACAUUUCAGGGCAGUGCUCCUGAAAAAUCUUACCUUCCGAUAAACACACAUCCCCUUCUUCCCAUCCUAUUUAUUGCUUACUUAUUGCACACACCUUGCAAUACCUUAAUUUAUACCCAAUGGAUGUCAAUUUUAAUCCAGACAAAUGCCUGACAACCCUUAUGUUACUCUAUGCUUCCUAUACGAGUAAAUAUCAAGG